CCCUAGUUUCCAGACUUGUUAAAAAUAGAAUGGCCCUCUAUUCUAUAAUAGGAAAUACGGUCUAUAUAAUUACAAAAAAUUUUUUUAAGUUUUAUUUCCAACGCCAUUGUAUUCUUGCCAAUUUUCUUUCUUCUCACUCGGCGGAUAUUAAAUUUGCCUUUUUUAUGGAUGCAGAUAUUGGUGUCAUUAAUCCAAAUCAUUCACUAGAAGAAUUUUUGGAAGGAAAAAAAGAUUUUGAUUUAAUUUUUUAUGAAAGGAUAUUUAAUGGGGAAAUUAUGGCUGGAAGCUACAUUUUAAAAAAUACUCAAUUUACUAGAGAAUUCCUUUAUUAUUGGGCUGAUUAUUAUUUUAAAGUGCCACAUAGUUUUCAUGGAACCGACAAUGGAGCAAUACAUUCGGUAUUUCUCGAUUUGUUUUGUGAUCAUUCAAAUAAAAAUUGCUCUGAAAAAAGACGGGUCUGUUCACAUCUGUGGAAUGUUUCACUCGAUUUUGAUACUCUAUUACCUUUUACUUUAUGUGCCAAAUAUAUACUCGGAGCUAGAAAUUUAUUUACAAGUUCAAUUUCUGAAACAAAAUUAAAUAGUACAGGAAAGUUGCUUCUACUGACUGAUUUUAGGCAAUAUUGGGCAAGAGAUGGCUGGUUAACUGGAAAUUGUUGGUCAUCAAGGGAUUUUUUAAUUCAUGGAUGGCAGAGUCGUCGUUUGAAUCGACAAACAUUUGCUGGUUGGAAUUCACCAUUUUCUUUACAAAAAAUUGAAAAUCAACCUGAAAAUUGUUCAAACCCAAUGAUUGCAUUUAAAGAAUGGCCAUAUAAAGAUACUUUUAUUUGGACAAAUGAACAAAUUGAGAAUGAAAUUGAAAGGAUAAUUAAAGAAAGAAAUAUUAAACAUAUGGGGAUUUUAAUGAAAGAAGUAAUUAACAGAAAAUAUUGAAAAAUUGGGGUGUGUAUAUUAGCUCGAUCCUCGGCGAUGC
Molecule: messenger RNA, 972 nt
Organism: Meloidogyne enterolobii
Lineage: Eukaryota; Metazoa; Nematoda; Chromadorea; Rhabditida; Meloidogynidae
Source: the annotation of a GenBank genome assembly